Dicentrarchus labrax (European seabass) is the source of this 3633-nucleotide messenger RNA. RefSeq names its product zinc finger protein 391-like. The transcript has 2 exons. Gene Ontology annotation, cellular component: nucleus. Gene Ontology annotation, biological process: regulation of transcription by RNA polymerase II. Bases 320 to 1888 code for a protein of 522 amino acids. Gene Ontology annotation, molecular function: DNA-binding transcription factor activity, RNA polymerase II-specific; RNA polymerase II transcription regulatory region sequence-specific DNA binding. Lineage: Eukaryota; Metazoa; Chordata; Actinopteri; Moronidae. The record is from RefSeq and is a predicted model, not a curated record.
GUUCAGAGUGGAACAAGAUGGCGUCCAGUAACAACGUGUCCCGUUGUCGUGCUGAGAAAGUGUGUGUGACAUCCACAGUAAUGAGCCAUCCGAGCCUCCGUAUGUCCGGAUAAAGCUGUCUGAAUGGACUUUGUGCUGUUCACCGUUUUUCGGAAUGUUUUCCCGCUGACUCAUCUCCCGGUAGCCUACAAAGCUACAGAAGUUAGCUUAGCAUGCUAGCUGUAAACAGAGCGGAGCUUAGCAACACAGCGCUAGUCAGAGUGACUGUUUGAUGGAGAGCAAACAGUGUUUUUGACGGAGUUUGUGUGAUUGUGUGAAAAUGUGUAAAGUCCAAAUGCUGAGAGCGUUGGUGAAGCAGCGACUAACUGCGGCUGCUGAAGAGAUAUUUGGGCUGUUUGAAAGAACGAUAGCAGAGUACGAGGAGGAACUUUGUCGUUCAAAAGAGGAGAACGAGCGACAACGGAAACUACUGGACGCUGUUUUCAACCCUCAACUUCGGUUACACAGAGCAGACGUCCAGCAGCUGUCAGUGAUUAAAGAAGAGGUUCCCCCUGAGCAGCAGCAGGAGUGGAGACCCAGUCUGGACCAGGAGGAGCCCCCACACAUUAAAGAGGAACAGGAGGAAGUCAGGACCAGUCAGGAGGGAGAGCAGCUUCAAGGGUUCACAUUCACUCCUGUCCCUGUGAAGAGUGAAGAUGAUGAUGAUGAUGAUGAUGAUGAUGAUGAUGAAGAGAAACCUCAGUCCUCACAGCUUCAUGAAAGAGACUCUUCUGAACCUGACAGUGAUGAUGAUUGGAAAGACACCAGAGAAUCUCAGUCCAGUUCAAACUCUCUGAAUAAAGUCCCUUUAAGUUCCAGGAACAAAGAUCCAGACAGACAGAGACAACCUGAUACUGAUGACACUUGGUAUUAUCAGCUCAAAAACCAUCAGUGUGUUGGUGAGUCCUCACAGUUUCAUGAACUCUGGACCACUCAGGAGAUAGAGCAGCUUCAACGACUGAAGGAGGCUGAUGUCAUCAAGUUCACAUUCACUCCUGUCCCUGUGAAGAGUGAAGAUGAUGAUGAUGAAGAGAAACCUCAGUCCUCACAGCUUCAUCAAAGACAAACUGAACAGAUGGAAACUGAUGAUGGAGAGGACUGUGGAGGACCAGAACCAGCCAGAAACUCAGAUCCAGAUACACACUUACAACCAGUUAGUGAAGACAAUUCUCUAGACUCUUCUGAACUUAAGACUGAUGACAGUGAUCAUGAUUUUAAAGAGACCAGGGAACCUCAGUCAGGUGAUGUUACCAAUAUAAAGCCUUUGAGCUGUUUAGUUUGUGAAAAACGUUUUUCAAGGAGAAAUAAUUUAAAUAGACACAUGAAAAUUCACACAGGAGAGAAACCUUUCAUCUGCCCGGUGUGCAAUAAAAGAUGCAGUCAGUAUACACAUUUGCAGCAACACAUGACAAUCCACACAGGUGAGAAACCGCUUGGCUGCUCAUUUUGCGAUAAAAGCUUCAGUCGAAGGAGUGAUCUGCAGAGACACAUGACCGUACACACAGGAGAGAAACCAUUCAGCUGUUCAACGUGCGGUAAAAGCUUCCUUCAUAAGAGUGAUUUGGAGAGACACAUGAGAACUCAUACUGGUGAAAAACCAUUUAGCUGCUCAGUCUGUGGUAAAAGCUUCAGUCAAAUGAGUAUUCUGCAGUCACACAUGAGAAUGCACACAGGUGAGAAACCAUUCAGCUGCUCAACGUGUGGUAAAAGCUUUAUUCGUAAGAGUUAUCUGCAGUUACACAUGAGAACUCACACAGGUGAGAAACCAUUCAGCUGUUUCGUCUGCGAUAAAAGAUACGUUAAAAAGAGUACUCUGCAGUUACACAUGACAACUCACACAGGUGAGUAGCAGCAGGAAUUGAAGUAGCUUGUUUAAAUAAUUUCCCCCUAGGAUUAUUAAAGUAUUUAUGAUUCUGAUUCAAUGGUAACAGAAAAACAAGUUCGAGUGCAUCAUGAUAUCAGAACAACAGAAGCAUGUGUUGGCUAGGUCUGUAAGUAUUCUGAGUGACUCCACUUUCAGUCCAAUAUUUCCAUUUCACCAGCUAUUUGUAGGGAUUUGAUUUUCACUCUGGUCACUUAACUAGUUUACACAGCCCAGAAUUAAUUUAUAACAUUUUAUUUUAGCUUUGUGAAUUAGAAUAUGUGUCUCAGACUGUCUGUUUAAUUGACAAUGAAACAAAAAACAAAAAUUGAAAAAACUAUAUCAUUAAAUGUGGGACGCCAAAUAUACAAAAUGUCUGUAACACGAAGAAAAGUUGAGGCAGGAGCAUCUUAACUACUGUUUUACAUCACCUUUUCUUUUAAUAGCAUUUGUUUUGGGAAGUGAGGACACUAAUUAUUGAUGUCAGGGGUGCAAGAGAUCACAAACCUCAUUGUUCUGAUUGUUUAAGAGGCUCAAAGGAAGAAAAUGUGGAGUUUUUCUCACUGACUCAACUGUUUCCUCUCAUCAUCAUCUUAUUAAAUCCUGGUGGAUGGUUUGGAGUCAGGUGGGGCAAAGACAGUCAAUAGUUGUGUUUGAUUGAUUUGCUUUAAUUUAUUUAUUAUUUUGAUAACUUUGCUUUUCUUUCGAUAAUCUCAUGUAGUAACGACUUUGGUCCUCCCUGGUUUGUGUAUAUUUAACUUGUAAACAUACUGCUUCUCAUACCGCUGGUUGUGUUUUGUGAAGGUUUCUUUAUAUGUAAAUAAUAAGUAAGUAAUUAAUGAGUUUUAAUUGCUUACUUGAAUAUAUGCGACUGUAACCUGAAACCAGCUAACGGGAUCGCUGGCACCACUGACCAUAAACAGCUUCAUAUAGUUUUAAUGUUGUUCACAAGUAAGUAGAAUACUUCUCAACUUUGGUAAAUGUAAUUAAUGUUUUUUUUUACUGAGGUUUUAUCGUUGUGAUUUUGUUAUGGUUUACGUGUUACCCCGGAAGUCUGUACAACAGAGCGAGGUAACGGGGUAAUUGUAGCAGUAAUUUACUCUCAAUGUCUAAACUGCCCCAAGCAGGUUAUCUUGGUGGUAGGACCACAAUGCAUCUGUUCUGUUCCCAUUGAAUCCUUAUAAAGAUCAGAGAGGCUGUUUAUGGUUGCAGUCAUUCACAAUAUAGAAACACAGUAUUAAUAUAUAUGGAAUAAAUGAUAUACAGAACGCUGUAUUCCAGAGAAAUCCAGAAGGUGGUUGGUGCUACUCACUGUACACUUAUUCUAACGGUAGCAUUCAUACAGGGAGCCUUCAGCUUCGCUGCUGUAGUGUCCAGGUUUUAAUUCAGGGCUUAAAGUUCUCAGGCAGCAUGCCUGAUUUCAGUUUAGUGCAUUGUAGUUUGAUCAUAUUGUGUAUUUAUACUGGUUAUAUUUAUAAUAAAUUCCUUUAAAUAUACAUUCUGGUUCAUGAAUAUUGUUAACAUUGUACAAAUGUGAGUGAUAGUGAUGAAUGACAGACAUUGUAACUAACAGGAAACAUUAGAAAACAUAAUCAUUUGUGUCACUUUAUGGGUCCAUGUAUCCUAAAGUUUCAGGUUGCAAUCAGUAAACUUUAUUUUCAUAAAGGGACCUUUGUUUUGUUUCUAUAUUGUUGCUUCAAACGGCAUUAAACAUUCUGCGUUUCUACAUAAAA